Colletotrichum phormii is the source of this 895-nucleotide messenger RNA. RefSeq lists its product as uncharacterized. NCBI's taxonomy places the organism in Eukaryota, Fungi, Ascomycota, Sordariomycetes, Glomerellales, Glomerellaceae. The record is from RefSeq and is a predicted model, not a curated record. Bases 190 to 747 code for a protein of 185 amino acids. The transcript has 2 exons.
UACGUCGUGAACUUAUGGCAUGUCUCAGUAGCAUCGCACAGUAGAACGUUCACGUGGGUUGUCCAAAAGACAACUUGGCACUUGAUCUCACAUUACUUAAAGAGGGAGAGGGUUCAUACCGACGGCCUCAACGACACCUUCUCAUAGCAAAAACUCACCCCAACGUUCAAUCCAAGACCAACAGCUAUCAUGAGAGCCUUUUCGAAACGCGUUGCAAUCAUCGCGAUGGCAGUACUUGCCACGGCUGAAACACAAGCCAACGCGGUCUACUGUCCAACAGUGACGUCGACUGGCACCAUCUGUCCCACAUUCGUCCAAAUGGCAUGUCUUGCCUUGUCUACUAUCUCCAGCCGUUGCGGAUGUCCAUCGAAAGUUCCAACCAAGUCGGUUGACUAUCCCUGCGGCGAAAAGGGACCGGCUGGCUGCAUGGGAACUUCGUAUAUCUACGAGACCGCAACUCCCAACUGUGGGGUGGCCACUCUCACCACCAAGACUAUAUCGACAAUUGCACCGACUCCUACUGACAUCGGCCUCGGGGCAUGUCCAACGGUCUAUUCAACCGCAACAAUAUGCCCCAACUGUAUACGGCCUAUGUGUGUGCAGUUGUCGAGAAUCUCCCAGCUGUGCCAUUGUCCAACUCCAGUGCCCACCGUCGCCGUAAGCUUCGAAUGCCCUGAUUGCCCCAAGGGCUGUGGCACCUACUACGAGUACGCAACUGCCACGCCGGAUUGUGCCCCGACUGCUUAAUUCAAGAGAGUAAGGGAUUCGCGGAUUAUAAGGAGCAAUUGGGGAUGAGAUAUCAGUGCGUCACGACUGGAAGGCAGCGCUUGAAUAGCGCAUUUGGGUAAUUACUGUAUGCCAAAAGUGCAUCAAAACCGUCAUGGUUUACAUCAGA